This is a messenger RNA of Penicillium lagena, 813 nucleotides long. Its product is annotated as 2-oxoglutarate and iron-dependent oxygenase domain-containing protein. The record is from RefSeq and is a predicted model, not a curated record. NCBI's taxonomy places the organism in Eukaryota, Fungi, Ascomycota, Eurotiomycetes, Eurotiales, Aspergillaceae. The coding region runs from base 1 to 813 and encodes 270 amino acids. The transcript has 3 exons.
AUGCUUACCAAAGACUGCCUUCCUCUGUUUGACCUUGCUGAAAUGCAGAACCCUACGACAAUCUCAAAUCUAAGACUUGCUCUUCUCAAGUACGGCGCUUUUGUCUUACGGGCCCCCGAGCUCAAUAAGGCUUUCGCUCAAGGGAUAUUGCAUACUGCCCAGACCUUUUUCCAGCUUCCAAAGGAAACAAAACACUCAACCAAGGGAUACUCAGCAUUUGGCACGGAGCUUAUUCGUGGCGAGAAGCCAAUACCUAAAGAAAGUAUAUAUUUUCUUGGGAAUAAGGAGCAGGAAAAUCGGAUCCCUCCUCCUUCAGAUCUUUAUCUCAGCAUCAGAGCAUUGCACAAUGAGUGGAGACUUUUGCGUGGCGAGCUUUUCCACGUGUUAUCUCAUGACAUCCUCAACUCCGAUAUACUUUUGACCGGAACGCCCAUACUUGACCAUGAGUCAAUAGGUCUACACUACUAUGAUCCUCGAAAACUGUCGUUAGAGGAAACCGAUUACAAUCCUCCGCAUAUGGAUGUCGGCACCCUAACGAUAUUACUUCGGUGCCCUGGAGACCAUGAUGGCUUAGCAGUGGCCGACCUAGAUUCUACCGAUAAGCGUGGCAGUGAAGGUGUAGGUCAAGAGGCGUCUUUUUUGCGUGUGCCUGCCGCUAUGGAUGAAGUCGUUGUAUUUGCUGGAACUCGAAUGCAACGUCUCUUUGGAAGAAGUAAGGUCCGCGCCUGCGUGCAUCGGGUUUUCGGUCCUUCCCAAGCAGAUAAACACCCGAGACUAAGUCUCGGAAUUUCUUGCGCUGCUCCUGCAAUUUGA